AUGAUUUCUUAAACCUCACAAUAACGCUCUAGAGUUUUCGUAAAUUUGGACCGUUCAAUGGUUCCAUGCAAUUAAGAGCUAUUAAAUAUGUUAGAAGAUGAAAUGAUAGAGCUAUAAUUGAUGAAAUAGCUUUGGAGCAAUGUUAGUAGUGACACUCGGCUCUACCCUGGAGUAAAAACAGCAAGGACUGGUGGAAAUGAGAUGUUCCCUUAAUACUAAGUAAAUAUCACAGGUUUGAUGAAUAAUUCAAUCCUUAAUGACGGUGAUAGGAUGGUUGGAUCUGCUGCAUGGCUCAACUAUCCAAUAUCUCUCUAUGAUUUAACUAAAGUAAAUUUCACCUUGAAUUGGAGUAAAGCUCAAUGUUCUUUACAAUAUAACACACUCAUCAAUUGCUCACCUUAAGGAGGUUUCGCCAUAGUAUUUUAACAGGAAUCUACAAAUUCCCUGGGAGAAUAUAAGAAUAAUCUUGGUUAGGGAUUAGGAUAUGAAGGACUAUCUGGCAUUUUCGCAAUUGAAUUUGAUACUCAAGCUAAUAUCCACAAAAAUCCAGCAGAUCCAAACUAGCUGAGAAUAUCUAUGCAGAUUAGAAAUAAGAACGUAGAUUUAUUGUCGUCAAGACUCAGUAGCACAUUCAAAUCCAAUUCUUAACCCAGUUUCAACUUAAGUGGUUUUAGUCAAUCUAUUAAUGUGCAACUUGGUCUCAUCUCCAAUCAGCUAAAUCAAGAAAUAAUGAUUGUACUUGACAUGAAUGGAAUGAGACAACUUGAAGUAAAGACUACAUUUGACGAACUAGGUCUUGAUCCCAGCAGAACUUAUUUCUUUGGGUUCACAUCAGCCUAAAAUUUAAACAAGAAUGCCCCAACAGCAUCAUUAGACAUCCUCAAUUUUAGACUCUUUAAAGGAAAACCUAAAUUUGUGGAUGGCUAGGUAUCCUACAUUGGAGACUCGGUAGGACUUAGAGGUAACUAGUCAAAUCUUGAAAUUAGAUCAAGUUUUUAUGAUCUUUGCAUGCAGAAGACAACUUUAGUUGUUUAUCCUACCAUUAGUGAAUAAGAUUGGCUAACUGCCUAAGAAACAGAGCCGCAUAUUAUACCAUUUUUCAACAAUAGAGAUACAAUGGUUAUUGGAUCAUCAAUUUAAAAUAUUAACAAACCACAAUUUUACUCUCCAAGUUCUAGAACAAUAUCACCUGAUGUAAAAUUUUAGCUAUCACUUCCUACAGGAGUCACCACUAAUGUCAGAAUGGGCUUUUAUUAUUACAGUGACUUGAUCAUGAAUAUUACCUCAAUCGACUAUUUCAAAAAGACCAAUUCUAAUUACACAUUCCUUGUUAUUAAGGACUCAGAUCUUAUUACAAGCACUCUGACAACUAAAGGAUAUGCUAAUAACAAUUACUAAUUCGAUGUUUUUUACUAUGAUGGAUAGCUAAACCCGGUAGCAGUUGAUUUCAGUCAGCUUAGCUUAACGGUAACAUCGGAUUACAUCAGACUCAACAACACAAUCUACAAUAAUCAAGUACCAUUAACAUGCUACAGAGUGUCAUCAUCCUCAAAUUCUGCUUCAUCUGGUACUAGUACAGAUUCUGUUGAUACUAAGGCAUCACAGUUUACAUGUUAAUUCUUGCCUAAUGUUAAUGGAACUUAUUUUAUUAAUUCCCCAUUUCUACCAUCUGGAAGAUCCUUCAAAGUAGAUAUUGGCUAGGCUGAUCAGGUGAAUGAAAUAUUAUCUAGUGAAUAUUCCCAAGCUAUUGUAAAUGGUGAUUUCGAAGUAGAUGCUGGUUCAACUAUUGAGAUUUAUAUUGACCUAAGGAAUAAUCUUAACAAUACAUACAUACCUCAAACUCAAGAAGGCUGCACAUUCACUAAUAGUUACUAUUUCUUAAACGGCUAAAAGUACUCUUUCCUAUUCUAUGAUGUAUAUCCUUAUUUAAGGACUACAAUUACAUAAGCUGGAGUGGCGGAUUUCAAAAUCUCAAUCACUUGCACAAGAGUUAAUUUUGAUCUCCAGUGUUUUAGAUGCCAAAAAGUAAUCAAGCCACUCUCAACCUACCUAUAUUACAAAAUGACUAUCCCUUCUUUCCCUAGCUAAUUUGAUUCUGACCUAUCUCAGAAUCUUAUGCUUAAAUAGUCUUCAAAUCUUGUUUUAGAUAUUACUUUCUUUGAUAGAUUUGACAAUCAAGUUCCAUCUGAGCUUGAUAACUCUACUUUAAACUCAUUUAAUGCCCAAUUUGUAUAUGGAAAGAGCAAAUAAUUCAACUUCUAGAAGAUACAAGUACCUGGUAAAGUUUAUAUGUUCUUGAAUGACACAGAAAAUCUUUUCGUUCAAUCAUUAAGAGCAAGAACAAAUUUAUAUUUCCUAAAUAUAUAAAGUCCUGGUAAUCAGUAAUGCCUUACAAUACAAUCAGAAACCAAGAAGAUUUACUUUGUAGCUGAGGAUAAGGUAUCUCCCAUGGAAAUAAUUGGAGAUGGAGAUGUAAACAGAGUUGAUUAGAAUUUAACAACCGUAUAUUGGGAUAGAGUAAUUGCAGCUGGUAAAAUUGCCAGAUUCCACUUAACUCUCAAGAAUCCUAAUAAUCUUUAUUUAAAUUCUUGGCUCCCAACUAAUAAUAAUACUUUCAUUGAUGUCAGAAUACAAGAUAACAACAUGAAAAGUGUUCUAAGCUCAGAUUGCUUUGUCAAGUUGAAUCAGAGUUUAUAUGAGGGUGAAUAUUUUGGAUUCUACUACUGCAAAUCUGCUCCUAAGUAUUAUAUAAUAACUAUCAUGAUAAAUGGUGUAAAUGUUACCACUCCAAUGGCAUUUACUGUUGUACCGAAUGAGCCAACCAACUCUAACUUAGCAACAAUAGUCCCUACCACUUAAACAUACACACUAGGGAGUGGAGGAAUUAAUAUAAAUUUCAGGCUGAAUGAUGAUUAAGGAAACAAUUACACCACAAUACUGCUUAAUAGAGAGUAAACUUAGCUUGGACUUAUUACCUAUAACUUAACCAGCAUUUUGACAAACAAAAUUGUUAGAUAUAACAUUCUUCCUCAAUAAAAUGUUUCACAAGGACUUUAUAGACUUCAUAUUGACAAUAUUCCAGUAGGAAGGUAUAGAUUAUAAAUAAAUUUACCUGUUCCCAUAAUUUAAGAUCUUACAUUCAUUUCAAGUAGCUUACAACUAAGCCCGUUCUAUUCAUUCGUAGUGGUAGAUUCUAAAAUAGACCCAGCUUAAUAAUCCAUCAACAACUACAUUUUCCUUAGAUUUUAUGCUAGAAAUAUUCACAAUCAAUCUCUCACAGACCUAAGUCAGGCCAACUAAAUCUUUGCCAAUACCUAAAUAUAAUUGACAUGCAGUAAUGGUUAAGUGGUAAAUUUUAUUAUGAGUGGUACUUUUCCAAGUGCAGAUGGAGUUUAUUUCAACUUCACAUCUCAGGAUAGACUUAAGUCUAAUGGUCUUUACACCAUUACAGUUUUCCAAGCUGAUUUCCAAACUUUUAUAUAUGUGAAGGACGGAGUUUUCUCAAUCUUCGAUAAUUUUGAUCCAAUAAAUUCUGAUUUGUAUUUAGUCAAAGGAAUGGACGAAAGAGAGUAUAGAUUAGCACCAUUUGAUGUGAGGUCUCAGCUUAGUAACUAGUAUAAUGCAACGUAUUAUGAUCCUAGAUUUGAUGGAAAUCUAAGAUUUAAGUUCUAUCUAAGGACUAGUUUGUAUGGUGAAAUAGUAACAAACCCCAAGUUUUAGAGUUACAAUCUUUGGGGAGGUUAUAUUGCAACAGCAGUUUAUUCCAAUAAUGCUUUCAAUAUAGGUACUAACAUCACAAACUUGUCACUAAAACUAGUUAAUUUUACAAAUUAUCUCAUGCUUGUUCCAGAAACUUAAGCAGAAUAGGAUAAAAUCGAAUAACUUAUAGAAGGUUAUUAUUUUGUUGUACUAACAGGUACAUCGUUUAACAAUAAGUUUUCAAUUUAAUGGCUCUUUUCUCUAUUCAAUAGCGAUGCAGGAUAAUAAAAUACAGCAAGUCCACCUGCAUUCUAAUUACUUGCUCCAAGAUUCAUUAAUGUGACAGCUGGAGAACCAUUUACAUUUGUUGCUACAGCUAUUGGUGGAACUCCGUCAAUUACUAAUCUUACUGUAAUUCCUAAUUCAGAAAUUCAAGUUGAAAUUGAGACUACUUCCAAAUUAGUGCCAGCUUAAAAUCACUUUUAUGUAACUCUUUUUCAUACAGUUGCAGGCAUUUACACACUAUAACUCCAAGCAACCUACCAAAGAGGCUCUCUGAGCAAUCCUCCUAAAGAUGUAAUCAUCUAAGUAAACCCGGCACCAUUUUACUCAGUUCUUUUAGUCAAUUAAACUUAGCUUGCUAAAAGAAUAUACAAUACUGGAUAGUUCGUCUCAAUUAACUUUACUCUAGUUGACAGAUAUAAUAACUCUUUACUAAUAUUUGAAAGAAAUAGACCUCCACUUCAAAAAUUCAGAGAUUUAAUUCAGUUAGUUCAUAAUCUAUCAGAUCCAAUAAUCUCAAAUCUAUACCCCAUUGCGAACACAACCUUAUACAAUUUCCAAUUCACAACCAAUUAUGCUGGAAAUAUUUCUUUUCUUCCAACUUUACAAAACUAUACACUUCUCUAGAUACCUUAGAAUAUGUCAAUUAAUAUUACUUUCUAAGCCAGCCAAACGGAGCCCUCUAUUCAGACUAGUUUUGCAUAAAUUAGACAAACAAAUAUUCUGGCUGGAGCAAAUGUCACAUUAGAUAUAUACCUCAGAGAUAUGUACGGCAACAAUAUUAACUUGACCUAAAAUAGAAAUAAUUACCUUGUGAAUAUCAUCCCUGAUAAUCUUUGCAACUCAACAACAUAAGUAAUGAGUUUCUUAUUGCAAAGACUGAAUAUAAUUACCUUUGGAUAAAAUUUGACUACAUCAUGUCAUUAUGAUUUCAAAGUAUUUUACUUUUCUCCAAUCGAUGGAUAAAUUGAAAUGCCUUGCUUAAAUUGCCAUUUAUUAGUUGAUGCUGCUGUAGAGGAUAUUAGAAAGAUAGACUUUUUAGAUCAAAGAGAUGUCAUUGUCAAUUCUUUAAACAAGCUUAAUCUGUUCAUUAAUAAAAAUGAUACAAAUCCAAAACUUAUUAUGGUAUUUAGGGAUGUCCAUGAUAACCUUGUUCUUAGUUAACAAUCUUAACUCUCACUGAGUUAUUAAUUUGACAUAGUCCCACUGAACUCAGAAAAUGUGAUUUAUAGAGGACUAUGGCAAGCAUAAAAAUCCUUCCAUUAUUUGUAGUUCUGUGAGAAAGAAUUCAGAGAUAAAUCUUGUUUUGGUAAUUUCACCAACGGACUUUAAGCAAGACUUAGAUUGCAAUCUCUUAACGGGACUAGGUCAGUGAAUAAACUAUAUAUAAACAUAGUUUUUGUGGAUAAUAGUGUUACAUUAUAUAACUCUGAUGAUUUAAAUGACAUUUCGAGCAAAUAUUCUUAUCUUAGAAUUCUAAAUCAAGAUGUAAUUUCAAGUCUUGCAUAUGACUUACGUGUAAUUUAAGAAGUUUGUAUUGGAGGAGAGCAAUAUCCAAUUAUUGGAAGAUUAGAUUUAAAAACUAUUAUGGGUUUCAGGAAAAAUGAAUCAUUUGAAGUACUUCAGCAAAGAAUCAGCCUAGUAAUAGAUGGUCUUGAUGCCUAAAAAUAUUCUUUCAAUGAAUUUUCUGGAAGUAUGAACGGUAUAAUAAUGUUCACUAUUUUCUUAAAAGAUGAUUUUUACAAUGAUAAGCUCUCAACAAUUGCCAGAGUAAUGAUUGAUGGUAAGGAAUUUACUAAUAGGAAGAUUCAGAUUAGGUGUAGGCGUAGGAUGAAUUAUCAAAAAUUCGUAGUUGCUUAAAAUGGAACAUUAUUGACAUCAUUAGAAAAUAAUAUAAUUUAAGCUGGACAGCAAUACACUUUCAAAAUGACUGCGACUGAUCCUUCUAUGAAUCUAUUAUCUCAAUUUAGGCCAUUUGAUAGCAAAAUAGUAUUCAACUAUACAAAUCCUAUAGUAAAUAUGAAAGGAGAUUUCAUUUAAAUAACAGAAGAUGUCCCAAAUAAUAACAUAAUUUACCAAAUUAAAUUUUCUCUUGCAGGUACAGCCUUACUCGUUGGCUCACAAAUUAAUUCUCAAUUUUAGAUGAAUAUUGUUCCAGGUACACUCCAUGCUAAAUAUUCAAUUGCUACAUCAACCUUCAUGAGGAUAAGAGCAGGUGAAAAUUCUACAAUUUUAAUUAGUCCUUUUGAUGAAUUUGGAAACCAAAUUACAUUCACUAAUACUAUAGAAGAUCUUAAAAGUUUUAACAGCCUCUCUUAAGUUUACUUAGCAAAGAUUAAUUUAUUUGGAAAUGAACAAUGGAGUUAAGUUUCAUGCUUUGAAAUCUUUUAAAACAAGAUAAAAUGCUCUGCCUAAUUAACUCAAAAAGGAAUAUACAAAUGGAGAACAGUGAUAAAUGGCUAUACUGCAUAAUGUGCUAACUGUUAUGUAAGAGUAGUACCUAGUGGAAGAUAUAAUCAUAACAAAACUGUACUAACAGAUCUAUCUUAGAACUACUAUGGCAAUCAAUACCUAGCUUUCAGUAAAUUUAAUGUCUAAAACAGAAAUCAUGGGCUCUAUUACAAGUUCUAUAUCAGUGAUGAAUUUGAUAACAUAUAUGUGAAUGAGGAUUUUAUCUAGAUAGACAAUAUCACAGCUCGAAUUUCUUUCAUUAGCAUCGAUGCAGCUUUAAAUGUAACAAAAUUGCACAAAGCCAGAACAGGCGGUGGAUGCUAAGUGUAUUCUGCAGUUAUUUUCCCUACUAAUAUACUCUAAAUGACAAUAGCUUUAGAAGGAUUCUAUAGAAUUUAGGUAGUAAUUACCAAUGCUACUGUUCCAUCUACUGCAUCAUUCUAUACUUUCUUUAAAGCGAAUCGAACAUCUGCUUCUUAUCCCUCAGUGCUACCAGCAAAUAUUUUAAGAAUGAGAUUUAGGGAAUAAUAGUUCUAGUAGUUAGCUGGCUAAUUCUAGACAAUAUAAUUUGGAAUAUUUGAUGAUAAUUCUGUAUUGCAAGUUAUGAGUUAAGCAUAAUAAUUCUAAUUCACUGUUGCAGCACAAUUCAACUCUACCACUUUUAAUGGAGAUAUUAUGCUUGGACCAUUCAAGUACAUUUAUGUGAGAUUACUUAAAAUCAAUCUCGUAAAUUAAACAGACAUUAUAAAUCAGCUAUUUGCUUAAUAAUACUCAGUGACUGUCCAAAUAACAAAUCCUAGUUAUUCAAUUACUAUGGUUCAAUUUACCACCUAUGUAUUUCCUGGUCCUCUUAAUUCAAUAAGAUACCUAAACAAUAACAUUCAAUUCUAAGCCUUAGAUGCUUUCAAUAACAGCUUAGAUCACAAUUAUGAUUCAUCUUUUAUCCAGAGGUUGAUCAUAAACAGAACAAGCACUUAAUCCUAGCCAAAUUUCUAAUUGGCUAACUUCAACUCAUAAAUGAAUUAUUCUUCAAGACUUGGAGAGAUUCAGUUCACUUUUGACGGUGAAAAUAAUUUAACAAACUUUUUCAUUUUCGAUAGUAAUCUCAAAGCAUUAAGUAAUCCAUUCUCUAACUAUUUAGACAAGGGUAUUCUUGACUUUAGCAAAUCAUACUUUGAAAUUAUUACACAGUAGAUUACUGCUGGCUAAUCAAUACAAGUAAAAAUAACUUUAGUUGACAGUAAUUAUCAAAGAAUUAAUAUUACCUCAAACUCAUCUGCUUUAACGAAUUUGGUUAUUUCAUUCUUAAAAGAAGAUCAAUUGAUUGAAAGAAGUGUCAAUUUACAAUAGUUUAAAUUUAACAACUCUUAAGCUAAUUCUUGGUAUACAGUACCGAUUCAAGUUAACAUCAGUGGUAACUACUUAGUAUAAGUUUAGUUUUAUGGCCAGAAUUUGAUGAAUAGAUUUGGCUCAGACAAAUAGAAAUGGAUUUAUGUUAAGAACGAUGAAGAUGCUGGUAACAGUUCUUAGCCUGAAAUGUAAUGGGGUAUCAGCAUCAUUGCUAUUUAAAGAAAUAAAGUAUUUGGAUUGAGUUCUCAAAACGGCACUGAUUAUUUUACAUUCUUGAAGACAUAACCCCUAUAUUUCCUUGCUAGGAUCACUGAUAGAUUUGGAAAUGCUUUUGAAGACCCUGAUAUUUAUGAGUUUUACAAUAAACUUGAAUUGGCUCUUGAAACAAGAAUUAUUAAUUUUGGAAGAGCGAUGUAAAUCGAUACUACAAUCAUAUAUAACGUGAUUUUAAUUGGAAUCUCUACAGAGGAAAGCCGAAAUGUUUACAGAAAUUAUAUGCCAUCGUACUACCCUCUUCAAAAUAACAAUUUCUAUAACAGCUUAAACUCUUAUAAAAUUGAAGUUUAUUCUCCUGGGAAAAGUCAGAGUAUUAAAAUGAGACAGAUUUUCAUAGUUCUAGAUACAGAUUUUGAAAUUGAUAAGACUCUGUCAAGAAACCAAACUUCUAACCAGGAAAUUGAUUCAAAUAAUCCAAUUCUAAGUGAUGAUUUGAUCAACAAUCAAAUACAAUUAAGAUUAAACAAAAAAGCGAUUUAUACAUUCAGAGUAAUGAAUACAGACUAGAGAUAUUACUUUACUGAAAGUGUAUAGAAUUUUUAAAUGGAAAUCACUAAUACAACUCAAACUUUUGUCAUUAAUAGUACAAAUCCAAAAAAUAUUACAAACACUUCUGUCAUUUUGCCAGUAAGUAAUGUGUCAAUCAAAAUAUUACCUUUUGCCAAUUAAGGAUUCUACAGAGCAUACCUAGUUUCAAAUGCAUUAUUCUAAGAUCCUAGUCCACUGAACUUAAAAUUGACAAUUAAAACUACUUACAAGUAUUCUAAGAACCCAAUUAGUAAAAACUUACCAGUUUGGGUCUUCCCACCAACUCCACCAAAUUUUUUGAAUCAAAUCAUUAAUUCAACAUACUUAGCUAAGAACUAGACUAAAUUUAGACCUGCUACCAAGAUCUAAUUCCCUUUAACUCUUGGAUAUAACAACAUGACUUUCCUUAAUGAUCAAUAAUCAGCCAGAAAUAUAAAGAUAUAUAGAAAGAGUUCUUUAGAACAGGUUAAUGGAGAGCUAGCAGGGAAAUCUAACUAUUCAAUAUCAGUCAAUCUUGAAGGUCCUCAAAGAAAUGAAUUUAGAAUAUAUUAUAAGGACUUUAAUGGUGCUCUCUAUCCUUUAACUCAGCCAGAGGUAAUAUAUUUUGAGAUAUAAAGCAGUGAGACGAAUCUUAAGUAAAUUUCCCCUUUCUACUCAGAAGAGUACUAAUAUCCCAAACUAGGCUUUCUACCUGAUUAUUUUGAAUAAAAUCUUGGACAGAGUGAUCUUUAUCAAAAUCAUCCAAGAUUAUUACAAAGUUUAGAUCUCACUAAGAUUAAGAUAGUAAUUAUAACUAACAUGAUAAAUAAUAACUAUAUUAUUGGAAAUGAAUUCAGAGCUUCAAUUCUAGUCGUUGAUAAUCAAACUUCAAGGUGCUUGCUAGAGUCUGACUAUAGUGUCAGCAAUGAUUUAGUGGUGACAAUUUACAGGUAUGAUCCCCUGACAAUGUAAUUAAGUGGAGUCUCGAUUGACAUUCCAUUCAUUAAUUUGGUUAAAAAUAUAGUAAGAUAGCCAACGUCUUAUUGCACAUUCUAUUCCAAUGCUGUUCUUGAAAGUAGCAGUCAAUUAAAUACACAAGGAAACUACACCUUAAUAGCAACCUUUAAGAACUUAGUAACUAGCAAUAUUACAUUCUAAGUCUUAGUAUCUGGAAUUGAUUUUAGAUAAACCACUGUUGGCUGGUACUAACAACCUUUAGACAGCAAUCAAAUGAUCGCAGAAAUAAAUGCCUAUGAGGAGUUCAAUUAUCUCAUUUACUUUAAGGAUGCAUAAGGAAAUUAUGUUAGCGAGAGAACUUCAUUUGUUAAGAUUAGGAUUAAUUUUGAUGGAUAAAAACUAAUAGAAGGAACUGAUUACAAGUACAUUUCAAGAUAUGACGAUAGAUUUAAAGGCUAUCUCAUAACAAUUCAAUUCUUUAAAGCUGGUUCUUUCAAACCAGAAUAUUACUUCAAUUUAUAGAGAGCAGAAAACAUUUAAGUUUCAGAUGGUCCUAUUCUAUUCUUUGUCUAUGAACCAUAAUGCAUAAAAGUUCAAGCACUAUCAAAAACAGGAACUACUUUAGCUCUUGGUCAGCUAUUCAACUUUGUAUUUAACUGUUACGAUAUUAAUGGAAAACUCAUCUCUGAGAGCAUCAAAGGAGUAUAAAGCCAAGCACUUUUCUAGAAUAUUGAUCAAAAUAAUCUAUAAUCAUUUGGAACAAUUGAAGCACUAUCAAACGGAAUAUAUAAAGUUUCAAACAAAUUCUAUAUGGAAGGAAGAUACAAUCUGAAAGUAUAUUUCAACUCUUUGCUAAUAUACAAUGACCCGACACUGGUUUAUAAAGUUCAAUCAGAAAUCUGCAAAGAUCCUAUCACGGGUUAACUUAUGUUUAAGUGUCCUAACAAUCCCUCAAUCUGUGCCUAUAAUUACUAUGAAUGUAGCAGAAUAAAUACAACUACUUGCCCUAGCUCAGCACCAUUUUUAUGUGGAGAUGGAAAAUGUGUUUCAUCAAUGUCUACUUAGUGUUGUAGAAUUAGUGACAGAAAUCUUUUUGAUUACCUUUGGUGCCCUAAUACUAACCAGUGCUUCAAUUCAACUUUAAGCACAUGUCCUACAAUAAAUACCACUCAGCCUCUUUAUUGUGAAAGCUAGAAUAAAUAUGUAACACAUCAAUAUGAAUGCUGUGAAGAUUUGAAGUACAAUACUUCUGUCAAAAUUGGAAAUAAUUAAACUGUAGUAACAAAAAGUAUGACUAAAUGUAGCAACGAAGAUAAAUGUGUGCCAAGCAAUACUGCAGAGUUUUGCUUCUAUAAGUUUAAUAGAAACUGCACAGAACUGUUUGGAUCAGAAUUUUCUUUCCAAUGCCCGAAUAAUGGAAAAUGCAAGAGAAAUCCAACUGAAUGUCCAAAUCCUAGAGUUUGUCCUUUCGGCUAUACUUAAUGCCCAGAUUAUAGUUGCAUAAUGGGAUUAGAUAAGUUUAAUUAAUGCAAUAGACUCUUAAAUUGCUCCAGAACUUUGCCUGAUGGGUCCUAGGUUGAAUUCAUUAGAUGUGCAGAUGGAUCUUGCGCUAAAACAUACGAGGAGUGCCCGUAAAUGAUAACCUGUACUAAUCCAAAUUAAGUUGUCUGUCCAGAUGGAACUUGCAAAAACUCACAAUUUGAAUGCAUCUAAACUCUCGAAUGUACCUCAGACAAGUCCUACAAGUGUCCAGGUUUCCCUACUGUUUGUGCAAGUUCAAGACUUGAAUGUCCUAUUCCAGCUGGCAAAACCUGUGGAGGUACUCUUUAACUUUGCGAAAAUGGUGAAUGUGCAAACAGUUGUAGAACUAGUCAAUUCAAUGGGAUGCAAACCUCAAUAGCUUCAAUGAAGCAGAAUGAUUGUACUAUUUAAGGACUAAUAUAAUGCCCUAAUUUUGAGUGCAGAUCAUCUUAUUAUGAAUGCUCAGAUACUCUAUUUUGCCCUCUUCCUAUUAAUUAUACUUAUGCUGCAUCUACAGUUAUAUGCCCAGCUGCUCAAAUCUGCUCUAUUGAUUAAAAAGCUUGUAGUUAUCCUUAAUGCUCUUCAAUUCUGAACUACUAAUACAUAGGCUCUUAAAAUUCCUAUGAUCACAUUACUUAGACCUAGGUAAGUCUAGGAACAUGUUACGACGGAAGAUGCCACCUUAGUGAUAAUAUGAAGUAAAAAGUAUGCAUGACACCAAUAUCUUGCUCCUUCACCUAUUUCAAGUCUGGAGGCUUUGGUGAGUUUUGUGUAUCAUCCUAAAACAAAAGUAUUGCAAUGAUGGAAAUAGCAAUAAUUACAAAUGAUUACAAAUGUGCAAAGAACAAAUUUAAAUGUGUCACUGGAGAAUGCAGAAAUUCAUUAGAUGACUGCCCCUCAUAAAUAACAUGUCCAUCUGAACUUCCAGUUUAAUGCAGAGAUGGAUAAUGUGUUCGAUCAAAAUCAUAAUGCUUAAUAAUAGACUAAGAAAUUGAGAAAAAUCUAAUGAAGUGCGGUAAAGAUGGUUUGUUACUCUGCACAAGUGAUUUAAUAACAUGUACAACAUCUCUAUCAAAAUGCCCAGCCAGAUCUACUUGCCCUAUUGGUUUUAUUAAAUGCUGGGAUGAGUCUUGUGUUAAUCCAGUAAGUCAGAGUUGCCCUAAAGUAACAUAGCUAUAACAAUUAUCACUAGUAUCUACCUGCCCAGAUCAAAACUCAAACCCCUUCCACUGUUUCUCAGAUGGAUCUUGCAGGGCCUCACUUCAUGAUUGUGCUACCUAAACUUACUGCCCACUUUCAAGGCCUGUAAAAUGUAUGGAUGGAUCCUGUAGAUCAUCAAUUAAGAACUGUCCAAUCAAUAUCAAAUGUCCUGCUGGGUACAAGUAUUGCUCUGGGGAGAGUACUUGUGUUAAAUUAAAUAAGUUGUGUGGAACUAUAUCAACUUGCUCAGAAGUCACACAAUAUAGAUGUGAAGAUGGCUCAUGUGUUUAAGAUGCUGCUAUGUGCUAAUUGCAGAAAUAUUAGCAUGAUGAUGACACACUAGAUUGUCUUUUUGAUGAAACUAAAAUUCUCUGCUAAAAUGGAAAUAACUGUGUAAGUGACAUAAUGGAAUGCAAGAUAUCAGACUCUUGUCUGGGAACGAAUCUUGUUAAGGCUCAGAAUACAAAUCUAUGCUACAAGUCAAGAUCUGAUUUCUCAUCUGACCUUGUUGUGCUUUAAACAAAUCAACUCUGCUCAAUUAAUAACUAAUACCUUUGCUAAAAUGGAUAGUGCUCAGAUGAACCUUGUCCUGAAUGGGAUCAAUGUCAAUCUCCUAAAGCAACUAAAAAAUGCUGGAAUGGGUAAUGUGUGACAGAUUUAAGUCUUUGCCCAAUGAAAAACAAUUCAUGUCCAUUCUAUAAGCAAAUUAGAUGCAAAUAUACCGGAACAUGCGUUAGUAAUAUAACAUUUUGCUACUCAAGUUAAUCGAUUGAUGAUAAAGCAAAUCAACAAAUUGCUCUUUCAUACUGUUCAAAAUCUUUCAAUCUAAACUAUGCCUGUGAAUUCGAUGGAAGUUGUGUCUAAAGUUCAGAUUAAUGCAAUACAAGCUAAUAUACUGGUUGUGCUAACAUUUACCCUAAUUCAGUAAAAAGCUCAUAAAAAUGCUAUGUUCCAUAAUGCCCUGAAGCAUAUCCAUUUAAAUGUAGCUCUGGAUUGUGCGUAACGACAGAAUCUGAUUGCCCUCUAUAUUAAUCAUCAGUUCAAGAUUUGCAAUUCUGUUAAGAUAUCGCAAGGUAAAGUGGAAAGUCAUUAUUCGUUCCAUGUGGAAACGGAAAAUGUGUCAGUCAUGAAGAUGAGUGUCUACCACUGUAUGACUGCAGCUUAAACUCACAGAAUUUGAACUUUUUCAGAUGUGGAGAUGGAACUUGCAGAGCAAAGCCUAGUGACUGUCCUCUUUAAGAUAUAACAUGCCCUUCUCACCUUCCAUACAUGUGCCAGAAUGGAAUGUGCUCUCAAUCAGAAAUUGAUUGUAUUAAGAAUGAAAAUGGGUGCCCUUAAAGAACACCAUUGAAAUGUCCUUUUGAUGGUUCCUGCACUACUUCAAUUAGUCUUUGCCAAUCACCUUACAAUCAAAUGGCUCAAAUGUUCAUCUACCCUAACUAUAUUCCCGAAAUUAGGUCAACUCCUUUGAUUGCAUAUUAUGGAAUAACUAGAUCUCAAUGCCAAAAGAAUGGUCAAUUUAUUUGUAAGCUAGGAACUCAAAUGCCAUAUUGUGUUGAUAGACUGACGAAUUGCAAAGAUCCAGACACUGGAUGUGAUGUUACUAAUCCAAUAAGAUGUGGGGCAAGUUGUGUAAGCAGUCCCUAUAACUGCACUCAAGUUUCUUGUGCAGACAUAAAUGCUGAAAAAUGUCCUUCAUCAAGUGUUUGUGUGGCAACUUCUACAAUAACUGCUAUUUAUAGUUAAUCAGUGAGGCUUGGAGCCUAACCUAUCUGUGAUGUUUGGAAUGGCUGUCCAGCUAACCAGAGUUUUAUAUGCCCCAAUAUAAACAGAAAAUAAUGUGCCCAAUUACCCUACACAUCAUAUCCCUCCCUUUUUGGAAACACUUGCACUACUUUCGACAGAUCUUCUACACUUUAACUACAAACUAAUAUCUUCAAUGAAUGCUUCUCCCAAGACACUCCCUAUUCAUGUGCUGAUGGUAGCUGCGUUUCUGAUAUCAAUCUUUGCCCAACAUGCAUAUACUACUGUCCAAAUUAUAGGAGAUGCGUAAAAUAAAAAUCUGAAUGCGACUUUUUAACUUCAACAAGUAUUGGCAAGAGUCUUGUCCUAACCUUAACAUUGCUCUAAUAAUCUUGUCCCAUUAGCACACCUUAUAGAUGCAUCAUUUCAGGCUAGUGUGUUGCAAAUGAAAUUGAUUGCAAGCUUAUUGAAACACUGUCAUAAAAUUCUCAAUACAACCAAACUUUCCAUGGUAACCUAUUGACUGAUAGAUGCCCACUUUAGAGUCCAAUUAGAUGCCAUGACGGCAGAUGUGCGAAUUAAUAUGAUGAUUGCUUCAAGUAAAUCAGAUCCAAAUCUUUUACAAAUCCAGACCUCGCCUAUAUUAUGCCAAUUAGUUGGGGAUAGAAUUUGACUUUACUUUAGCAGUUAGCCCAAAGCAUCACUCCUGCAGAUAGUCAGUCUUCAAAUAAUUUGCUCAAUUUGAACAAUCCUUGCCAAGUAUAUUGCUAUGAUGGUUCUUGCAGAGACAGAGUUGAGAACUGUCCAGUGAUACAUGGUUGUUUCGAUUAUCAAAGACCUUUCAGAUGCAAAAAUGGAUUAUGCGCCAGAGAUCAAUAAUAAUGCUAGUAAAUAUACGGUUCAAUGGCUGAUUAAGACUUACUAACAAUUGAUUAUAAUUCAUAAUGCUCAGAAAGUUUUGGAACAGGCUUGAAUUUCACAAGAUGCGAGGAUGGAGUCUGUAGACCUAUGAGUUAUAAUACUUCUACUCAAUAAUGGGAUAGAAACUGCUUACCAUAUAUGGGAUGCCCAUUAUCUGAACCAUAUCACUGCUCAACUGGAGAAUGUGUAAAAGAUAAAUCUUAAUGCGCUGGUUCAAGCAAGUGUCCUCUUCACCUUCCAUUUAGAUGCAAAAAUCUAGAGUGUGUUUCCUAAUUAACAGUUUGUGAGAGACCUUUUUCUACUUAUAGCUCAUUGCAACUAGAUAUUACCCUUGAUCCUUUACAGGAUUUAACGAUUGACUUCGCAUUCACCGAUCAAAGGGAUGUAAUAGGGAAGUUAUAGAUUGUUUCAAAUAGUCUAUAAUUACGAGGAUUAGAGAAUAUUCCAAGUUAGUUGAUGACAUACCAAAGAAUACAAGUGUACCCUGUGCAGGAUAGUAUCCUUGAGAAAAUACAAAACUAUAUUCCUUAAACGAGAAUUGAGUAUCUUGAGAGAAUAUAUCCAAUAACAGUAAAUAAUACACUCAAGAGAGCUUUUACUAUGAUAUCUCCUGCAGUCAAAAUUGAAUAUAAUUCAGCAAUUAAACCAUACAUUGAUUAUGGAUUCUUAUACUUCAAACUUGACAACGCUUCUUUCCCCAAAGAUUUAAAUAUAUAUGAAGAUGCUUGCUUGGGAUGGGUGACUAAACUAGACUAAUUAGAUUAAGGAAAAGCACAAUGGCAGUGUCAAUAGAGAGAAAUAGAGAUUGAUGAAGAUGGAUUCUUAAAGUUUAAGAUAAAUUAACUGGGUAUUUAUGCAGUUAUAGUAAAUCCUAAUCCAGAUUUGAAAAGUAACGAAGAUUGUGGCUUCAUGUGCCAAAAUAACUAGACUCUGUUAAUUAUGGAACUCAGUCUAGUAGUAUUAGUAGCUUUAUUGCUUUAUGCAUUCUGUAUAUGCUGCCAUGCCAAAGCUCCUGUCUUAAAAUCCAAAAAGCAUAAAGAUCAAACUGGCAAGAAUGUUCAAUAUAAUGGUCGUUCAUACACCUAGAACUAAAUGCAAUACUUAUCUCCAGGAAUGGGAGCAAUAAAUAAUACAACUUUAUUUAAUUCACCAGAUAAAGUUUGGAGCCUUGAUGGCAAUAUUCAUGAACUAGAUGUGGAGUAACUAAAGGAUCAACUAGAAAGUGUAGAUCCAAAUGACCCGCCACUAAUGCCAGGCUAAUAUGUCUUACUCAUGGCUCAGCAAAAUGAUACAUAGCAGCGAUAGAUAGAUGUUCUAAAGAGCCAAUUGCAAUAAUAUCAAGAGAGAGAAAUUGAUAAUCUGAGCUUGAUUAAGGCUAUAUUUGAAAAGAAUAAAAUUCUGCAUGCAUAGAUAGAACUUAAAUAAGAGAUUGAGUCCAAAGAUAAUUUGAAUAAUACUAAGCGAUCAAACAGAUCCAGAAGACCAAGAAAAAUCAAGGAAGACCCAAGCAUUGUUAGUGAAUACAAUAAUAUUGAUGCUUAUCUAGCCUAGUCAAUGAUGGGAAGCAGAUACUAAGAUCAUCCCUAAAUGAUAAAACCGCUCUUAGACAAUUAAGAGUCCAAGGCAACAUUCUAGGAGUAUCCAGCCGACAAAGAUGCUCGAUUAGCCAAGCAACUAAGAGGUCAUAACAAUGAUAAUAGCAUGCUUUCGAUACCUAAUAACCAUUUGGGAGACUAGAUGCUAGUUACUGAAUCUACAAAGCAACUUAUUAGUAAGAAUUACAAAUCAACCUCAAAGCUUGAAGUGCAAGAAAAUAAACACAUGAAUAAUAUCCUCAUAUAAGAUGAACUAAAUCCUAAUAAUGAUAGUUACAGAUAGGAUGAUAAUGAAAAGGUUAGCUUUAUGCAGAGUAAUGACUACAGUAGAAGAAUCGGUGAACUGGCAGAGGAAAUCCAAUAGCUCGAACAAAUCGAGGAGGAAAAAGAGGAAGAACAAUCACUGGUAAAAAAGAAAAAGAAAAAGAGAGCAACUAUCGAUGAAUAAAAUAACUCUGUUUCCAAUGUGAGAGAUUCACUUGGAAUUGAAUAGAGCAUUCUUUAAAAGACUUUGAACUCAAUAUUCCCUUAAAAGCGCAGGGGACCUAGUGAUACCAAAGGAUACAAUAUGAUGCUUGGCAAUGAAAGUAUUACUGGAAAUGUAAGUGGAAGCAUCAUUAAGAAUGAUAGAGUCGAACCUGAUAUGGUUUAAGCUUACCAAGAUUAUGUUAACUCAAAAGAUGAAGACUAGGAUGAAGACGAAAUGAAUGAGGAAAAUAGUUAUGCUAGACUUAAAGAAAUCGAACAGCUUAUGAAGACAUCACCGUCUAAAAAGAAAAAGUAGAAACCACUUAAGAAGAAGUGA
This is a messenger RNA of Stylonychia lemnae, 17307 nucleotides long. NCBI's taxonomy places the organism in Eukaryota, Ciliophora, Spirotrichea, Sporadotrichida, Oxytrichidae. The record is from the annotation of a GenBank genome assembly.